Ruditapes philippinarum (Manila clam) is the source of this 9828-nucleotide messenger RNA. Its product is annotated as ethanolaminephosphotransferase 1-like. Gene Ontology annotation, cellular component: Golgi apparatus; endoplasmic reticulum membrane. Gene Ontology annotation, biological process: phosphatidylethanolamine biosynthetic process. Gene Ontology annotation, molecular function: ethanolaminephosphotransferase activity. The record is from RefSeq and is a predicted model, not a curated record. Bases 34 to 1212 code for a protein of 392 amino acids. The transcript is spliced from 10 exons. Lineage: Eukaryota; Metazoa; Mollusca; Bivalvia; Venerida; Veneridae.
GCUCUCGGCGACAACAACAACAAUCGAACAAACAUGGCAAAAUCCUGUGUGCUGUCAAAAGAAAUAUUGGACGGUUUUGAUAAAUACAAAUAUAAUGCAGUGGAUACCAAUCCAUUGUCUAACUAUGUCAUGCAUCCAUUCUGGAACAGAGUUGUUAAGUUUGUUCCAUUAUGGAUUGCACCAAAUGUAUUGACAUUGGCAGGAUUUCUACUGAUGGUGCUGAAUUUUGUCACAAUGAUUUACUAUGACCUUGACUUUUAUGCCUCUAGUCGGGACCAUCCGGAACAUCCUCCCAUACCCAACUGGGUGUGGCUUAUGUGUGCUAUAAAUAACUUCCUAUCACAUACUUUAGAUGGUAUAGAUGGAAAGCAAGCAAGGCGUACAGGUACAAGCUCCCCGCUCGGUGAAUUAUUUGACCAUGGGCUUGACAGCUGGGCAUCUUUCUUUAUUCCGGUGGCCAUGUAUUCGGUGUUCGGUAGAGGUGAACACGGUGUAGAGGUGUUCAGAGUGUACCUGGUUCUACUAGGAGUGAAUUUCUGCUUUAUAAUAUCACACUGGGAAAAAUACAACACCGGCAUAUUAUUCCUGCCGUGGGGUUAUGAUCUAAGUCAAGUGGCAAUGACUAGUUUAUAUCUAUUUACAUUUGUCACCGGAUACGAAUUCUGGAAGUUCACAUUAUUUGGUUUUUCUGGUGCUGAAUAUUUCGAAAUUAUAAUGUACGUUGGUUUUGGAUUUUCCUUUCCAAUAACAAUCUGGAAUGUUUACAUAGGAUAUAGAGAUAAGACCGGGAAGAUGUUAAGUCUGUCAGAGUCACUCCGCCCACUAGUAUCAACUUUCAUACUAUUUGCUUUGAUGAUAACGUGGGCAAAGUAUUCGUCAUACGAGAUAAUACAAAAACAUCCUAGAAUAUUUUAUUGCACUACUGGAACAGUAUUCUCAAAUAUAGCUUGUCGGCUAAUUAUUGCACAGAUGAGCAACACACGGUGUGAGCUAGUCAACUGGUUGUUAGUUCCGUUAUUUACUAUCGUAAUAACGGUGUGUUUCCUCAGCCUCGGUGUUUUAGAAUUCUAUAUUCUCACAGGAUAUGGUGUCUUCGUCACAGUGUCACAUGUUUACUUCGGAAUCUGUGUUGUAAGGGAACUGUGUACCUUUCUUAACGUGAAUGCUUUUACUAUAUCAGCAUCAGAUUCAAACUUAACAAUAUCUACGUAGAAGACUUCUGUAUAAAAAUUGAUGAAUUUGUAAGGUGGAUGAGAUGUGUGAACAUUUCCAGAUUAAACCAUUUACUAUCACCAAAAAGGCGAAGAAUUGAGUCAACACGGUAUUUUACUACAGCUUUCUGGCUGAACAAGCACCAAAGAUUUACAUUACUGUAAAUGUAGUUAAUUUUUGCUUAGAGUACAAUUAUUGUAAAAUUUAGAUGAUAUUUUCUGCCAAAAAAGGGAGAUGUUGAGGUUUCGAAUGAUAGUAGAUGGAUUUUAUUUUGUUUUUUAGAAAAUUGAAAGGUUCAAUUAAAAUAAAAAAUUGAGAUUAUUUUUAGAAAAUAGAAUACAUCUUAUGUACGAGGGUUGUUCAAAGAUUACAAAGGCUGGUAUUGCUAUUAACCCUAAGCUUGCUAGGGGCAUCUGAUUUUACCAGUGUGACCAGUGCAGACCAAAUUAAACCAGCAAGUCCAUGCCAUCUGAUCAUGGUUUGCGCUGUUCGUUUUUUUAGUAAGUCUGAUCAUGGUCUGCACUCUUCACUAUUUAGACAGUCUUAUCAUGGUCUGCAUUGUUCACUAUUUAGACAGUCUUAUCAUGGUCUGCAUUGUUCACUAUUUAGACAGUCUUAUCAUGGUCUGCAUUGUUCACUAUUUAGACAGUCUUAUCAUGGUCUGCAUUGUUCACUAUUUAGACAGUCUUAUCAUGGUCUGCAUUGUUCACUAUUUAGACAGUCUGAUCAUGGUCUGCACUCUUCACUAUUUAGACAGUCUUAUCAUGGUCUGCAUUGUUCACUAUUUAGACAGUCUUAUCAUGGUCUGCAUUGUUCACUAUUUAGACAGUCUGAUCAUGGUCUGCAUUGUACACUAUUUAGUCAGUCUGAUCAUGGUCAGCACUGUUCACUAUUUAGUCAGUCUGAUCAUGGUCUGCAUUGUUUGGUAUCAGCACGCUUUGCUAUUUAAUCAGUAUGUUUUUUUUAAAGAUUUCCCCGGUUUUGUCAAGACUGAAAAUGGACAAGUUCAUUAGAUUUUAAGAUAUUACUUGGAAACAGGUCUACUGCUCAGUGCUCAUUGUCUAUGGAGACAACUGCAGUGCUGGAAUGCUUCAUUCUCCAUUUCUUUCACUUUCAACCCUUUACCUGCAGAAUUUCCUAAAUAAACUUUUUUUUCAUCCAAAAUAUGUAUGUUAAUAUUUGUAAAUUUUUAAACAACCCUCAUUUCAUAAUCUUUGUAAGAACUGGUAAUAAAUCGUUCAUAAAAAAUUAAAAUUUCAGUCAGCAUGUUUUAUUUAAUCUUUUAUACAUUAUAUCUAUUUUGAGAGAUUUGUGACUAGUGUAAUUUAAUAAAUGAAAUUCAUAUAUUUUAAUGAGAACUGUUUGAUUUUUAUAUUUUCAAAAGAUCUCAAUAAGUGUGUUCUUUAUUUAUUUAUUCACAAGUAUAAACAUUUUGUCUCAAAGUGCGGCAUUCACUCUUUGAAGAUUUUAACCAUUUUCUUAGUCACUACUGUUACUUGUAUAUAAGAUAAAUGAAUACAAUUUUAUUGAAGAAAAAAAUGAAGAAAAUGAAAUGAUUUUAUUUCAAAAUUCAAACAAUUUAUAUGAUAAAAAAAUGUCUCAGAGAAUCAUUAACACAGAUAAAUAUCUUCAUAUUUUAAAAAUAGGUGUAAACCCAUUUUAGGCUCGGAAGAGAUUAUCAGUAUCAAUAUUAUAGAACUCAGCCAGUUCUCACAUUUGAAGUUUUCUGACAAGGCCUUGAAGUUUAAGACUUUGUUCUCAGGAUAUUCAUUGGUCAGUAAGCAUACAGUGACAGUUUCUGACCAAUCAAAUGCCUAAGAUCUGAGUUUGAGCUUAAAGAUUUUUCUUUCUAACUUCAAACCCAGGGCUGUUUACUUUUGUAUGUUCAAUUUUAUUACUUUGACAGAAGAAAUGGACUGUUCUAAAUUUAAAACGGGCCAAGUCCAAUACAUAAAAGUAUUUGAAGAUUAUUGGAGAUAUACCUUGCUGAACUAAUUGCAUCACUGGGAGGGUUCAUUACAAUAAUUUAAUAACUUGUUUUAAAGUUUUGUUAUAUUGAACCUUGUUAUGUCUGUCUGUCUGUCUGUCUGUCUUCGUCCUGUCAAUAAAUGAGGGCUAAAGGGUUUAAGUCUAUGAUUUUUUUUGUCUAUUGAUCCAUUGAGGAUGAUAGCUUUUAUGAAGUUAUCAAUUAUCGCUUUCAAUAAAAUUAAAUUUUGUUAUUUUCAUUGAUUUUGAUUAAAGUUUUUCAAAACAAAAAAGUAUGAAAUUUGACAAGAAAUAUUGUGCUUGAAUGAGAUCAGAUAAUUUUUUAUCAUACUUUUUUCUUUUAUAUAUUAUUGUUCUGUAUCAAGUUAACAAUGGCAUCUUAAGCUAACAAAGUAAAAGGUUAUUUGUAAAAGCAGCUUACCUUCAAAUUCAAGUUUUGCUUUUGUCAUUAUAUUAUGUCCCAGGUCAAAUGUAGAAAUGAAGAGAUAUAACAUAGACAUACUCACUUAAAGACAGAAAUGACCUAAAACAUUUAAAAAUAUUCAGAAAUUGCCCUUGUUUGUUAGUAGAUAUAGAAAUAUGCUAAAAACAAUUAGUUAAUUAUAUGAUAUUUUGCAUAAUUCAGUUUCAAACUAUUAAAUUUUGUUUAUUCAUCCAUUUAAGAUCAGUAUAGAACCGGGUAAUUAUGUUGUGCUUUUUGUUUAAAAACCAUAUUGGCCAUAUGUAAAUACCUCAGUACACCAAAACCUAAAUGUUGUGAAGUUGUUAUGUACUUGUGUGUCAUACUUGAAAUUUAUUUAUGAACUCAUAAAGCCUAUAUGUUUGUAUAUUGUUAUUUCUUGUGUGUGAAAAUUAUAGCUAAGAUUCAAUUCUUCAUAAUUGAUUUAAUGAAUUGAUAUAGUGAUAUGCUUUAAAAUUCUGAAUGAUAUUUUUUGCUUGAUUAUUAUUAUUUUUUUUUUUUUUUUUCAAUAUUGAAUAACAAUACAAAAUAAAAAAAGCAACAGUUUUUUUUUGUGUGUGUGGAUUUUGUUUCAAAAUAAACGUUUAAUCUAAUUUUAGAUAAUUGGUAAUAUAUCCAUUUUUUAUUCUCAAUGUUCAUUCUUAAGUAUUAAGAUUUAAACGAAAUUAUAUGAUUUACUGGUAAUAUUUAAUAGCAACAUAACUAUCAUAAAUAAAUGCAUGAUCUCUGGGAAAUGUAUUUAGAAUAUCUGGACUUUGAUUAUAGUCAGUUUGAUAUUUUUAGAUCAGUUUUUAUGCCCCCACAAUGUGGGAGCAUAUAGCGUUGCACUUGUCCGUCAGUCCGUCCCGAAAUCUUGUGAACGCAACUCUUCUUAAACCGGAUGGCAGAUUUUGCUUAAACUUACAGGAAUGAACAACCUUAAUGUGUAGAUGGCAGUAAAGGAAGGAAUUUUCGCUGCGACCAAAUUUAACAGAAUUAUGGGCCUUUGUUGAUUUUUUCACUAGAUACUAUGUAGAAAUUUUGUGAACGCAACUCCUCUUGAACCGGAUGGCAGAUUUUGCUUAAACUUACAGGGAUGAACAACCUUAAUGUGUAGAUGGUAGUAAAGGAAGGAAUUUUUGCUGUGACCAAAUUUAAUAGAAUUAUGGCCCUUUAUUGAUUUUUUCUUUAUAUACUAUGUAGAAAUUUUGUGAACGCAACUCCUCUUAAACCGGAUGGCAGAUUUUGCUUAAACUUACAGGGAUGAACAUCCUUAAGGUGUAGAUGGUAGUAAAGGAAGGAAUUUUUGCUGCGACCAAAUUUCAAAGAAUUAUGGCCCUUUGUUGAUUUUUUCACUACAAUGUAUAUACUAUGUAGAAAUUUUGUGAAUGCAACUCCUCUUUAACCGGAUGGCAGAUUUUGCUAAAACUUACAGGGAUGAACAACCUUAAGGUGUAGAUGGUAGUAAAGGAAGGAAUUUUUGCUGCGACCAAAUUUUAUAGAAUUAUGGCCCUUUGUUGAUUUUUUCAUUAUAUACUAUGUAGAAAUUUUGUGAACGUAACUCCUCUUAAACCGGAUGGCAGAUUUUGCUUAAACUUCCAGGGAUUUACAACCUUAAUGUGUAGAUGGUAGUAAAGGAAGGGAUUUUUGCUGCCACCAAAUUUAACAGAAUUAUGGCCCUUUGUUGAUUUUUAGUUUUCAACUUGUGGCACAUGUAGUCCAAAAAAUAUUUGACCUAGAGUCAUAAGAUUGACAGAACAGUGGCGUGUGGGGGCAUCUGUGUCCUAUGGACACAUUUCUAGUUAUUUAUCAAUUAAAAAAAUUGAAAAAAUUGUUACAGCAUAUUUAUAUAAAGAGAACAUUAACAGUAUCUAUCUUCCAUCAAUGUCAAACCCCUCGCAAGGACGUAGACAUGUCAUAUAUCAGAGAUUGGUUCAAAUCUGGUUUUAUCUCCAUAGUUCAAAUGAAUGACAAUCGUUCAUACAAUGUAUUCUGCCAUAUACUACAUAAUUAUAUCUACAUAUUAUUUUCAAUUGCGGUCAAAGUUGUUGGCAUUAAUAGUAAUACUUAAUUAUACCCCCCAAAACGAAGUUUGGGGGGGUAUAUAGGAGUCACCCGGUGGUCGGUCGGGCGGUCGGUCGGUCGGUCCAGACGUCCGUUGCAUUUUCCUUGUCCGGAGCAUAACUUGAAAACUAAUGGUUGGAAUUCAAUAUAACUACAUACAAUGGUCAAGCACAUUGAGAGGAAAUGCAGUGCACAAGAACCAUAACUCUAUCUUGACUAAUUACAGAGUUAUUGCCCUUUGUUACUUUUCCUUGUCCGGGGCAUAACUUGAAAACUACUGGUUGGAAUUCAAAACAACUUCAUACAAUUGUCAAACACAAUAAGGGGAAGUGCAGUGCACAAGAACCAUAACUCUAUCAAAAGUAAUUACAGAGUUAUUGCCCUUUGUUGCUUUUCCAUUGCUUUUUUUUUGUCUGUUGCAUUUUCCUUGUCCGGAGCAUAACUUGAAGACUUAUGGUUGGAAUUCAAUAUAACUACAUACAAUGGUCAAGCACAUUGAGAGGAAGUGCAGUGCGUAAGAAACAUAACUCUAUCUUGACUAAUUACAGAGUUAUUGCCCUUUGUUGCUUUUCCAUUGCCUUCUUUUUUUGUCCGGACCAUAACUUGAAGACUAAUGGUUGGAAUUCAAUAUAACUACAUACAAUGGUCAAGCACAUUGAGAGGAAGUGCAGUGCAUAAGAACCAUAACUCUAUCUAAAGUAAUUACAGAGUUAUUGCCCUUUAUUACUUUCCAUUGCUUUCUUUUGUCCGGACCAUAACUUGAAGACUAAUUGUUAGAAUUUAUUAAAGCUUCAUACAAAUGGUCCAGCACAUUGAGAGAAAGUGCAGUGCACAAGAACCAUAACUCCAUUUUGACUUAUUACAGAGUUACUGCCCUUUGUUUCUUUUCCUUGUCCAGAGCAUGACUUUAAAAACUACUGGUUGGAAUUCAAAACAACUUCAUACAAUGGUCAAGCACAAUAAGGGGAAGUGCAGUGCACAAGAACCAUAAUUCUAUCUAAAGUAAUUACAGAGUUAUUGCCCUUUGUUACUUUUUCAUUGCUUUCUUUUGUGCGGACCAUAACUGGAAAACUUAUUGUUGGAAUUCAUUAAAACUUCAUACAAUGGUCAGCACAUUGAGAGGAAGUGCAGUGCAUAAGAACUAUAACUCCAUCUUGACUAAUUACAGAGUUACAGCCCUUUGUUACUUUUCCUUGUCCAGAGCAUGACUUGAAAACUACUGGUUCGAAUUCAAAACAACUUCAUUCAAUGGUCAAGCACAAUAAGGGGAAGUGCAGUGCACAAGAACCAUAACUUCAUCUUGACUAAUUACAGAGUUAUUGCCCUUUGUUACUUUUCCUUGUCCAGAGCAUAACUUGAAAACUACUUUUUGGAAUUCAGUACAACUUCAUACAGUUGUCAAGGACCUUCAAAGGAAGUGCAGUGCACAAGAGCCAUAACUCCAUUUGACAAAAUACAGAGUUACUGCCCUUUGAUACUUUUCCUUGUCCGGAGCAUAAGUUAAAACGUACUGGUUGGAAUCCAAAACAACUUCAUACAAUGGUCAAGCACAAUAAGAGGAAGUGCAGUGCACAAGAACUAUAACUCUAUCUUCAGUAUUUAUAGAGUUAUUGCCCUUUUUUCUUUUUCUUUGUCUUUCUGGACUUAUUACAGAGUAAUUCAAUUAAACUUCAUCAAUGGCCAACCACAUUGAAAGGAAAUGCAACAUACAUGAACCACAAUUAUCUUUAAUUGCCCACAACCAUAACUCUAUGUUUUAAUUCUUUUACAAGGUAUUCUGUUACUAGUAACAUCCUCAUUUCCGAAGCAGACUUGUGGGGGUAUUAAUCACAUUUAGUGAUAGUUCUAGUUAAAGUUUUGAAACAGUUUGAAAACCAGUCUGUAAAUGAAAGCUUACAAUUUGUCAUUUUCAAAUUUUACCAUUUGAAUAAGCCAAUCAGAUGGCAGUAUUUGAGACUGGUUUACAAUAAAAUGAUUUAUAACGUUAUAGUUAUGUUGAUACUGGUAAUGUUUUUAAAAUUUAAAAAUUAUUACAUUUAGACUGAGAUAAUAGCAUCUUUGGAAACGGUUUUGUAUUUUUAUUUGUAUAUUUUAUUAUAUAGAAAUCCUAUCUUCUUAUUGCAGCUAGCUCAGUUAUUUCAGUUUUUUAUGACUGAAAUUGUUAUGUAUUGCUGGAGAAAUAGUUAUAAAAAGGGCUUGUAAAGAUUCAUCUUCAUUUCACUCUGUCAAGAAAAUUUCCCAUGAUCACUACUAUGAUGCAAAAUAUAUCGGGAAAUUGUUCAACUUUAGUACUUUUAACAAAAAAGUUGAAUAAUUAAUUGAAGUGUAAAUUCUAGAAAACUGUUAUGUCAUCCACGAUUUACAAAUUUUAGAAAAUUAAUAUUAUUGCACUUAAUCAUAAUAAUGAGUCUUCCUUGCUGAGUGGUGAAAUUUGUGAAAUUCAUUUUACUUGCCUCUGGCAACUUGUUUUGAAUAUUAGAGAUUCAAUUUAUGAUACCUCUUAGUCACAGUGAUGCUGUGAAGAUCAUGAUAUUGUAUGAUUUUUUUCAGGUUUUAAUGGUGGAUGCUUGAGUGUCCCUUUUUGCAUUAUUUCGGGCACAUUUAAAAUAAGCGGUCCACCAGUGAAGAACUUAGCGAAUGAGAAACAUAUGAUUGUGUUUUUUUUGUUAUUGAGAUUGAUGAGUUUCACUGUGCCAUAAAAUUGAUAUUGAGACAUACAAUUUAUGACACCAAUUUGAACUAUACCAUUAUGACACCAGAUUGAACUAUGCCAUUUUUGACACAAGAUUGAACCGUGUCAUUUCUGACACCAGAUCAUGAUUGAACUUUGUCAUUUAUGGCACCAAUUUGAACUAUGCCAUUUAUUACACCAGAUUGAUCUAUGACACCAGAUUGAACUCUGCCACCAGUUGAACUAUGCCAUUUAUGACACCAAAUUGAAACUGCCAUUUAUGACACCAAUUACAUUAAUGAGACAAAUGAUUAAAUUGUUAAGAAAUCAAGGAUGUAUUUAUUUAAGGUUUCUCAUACUGGCCAUUGUUGGAAAAAUAGGGAUAUUAAUUGUUGAGAUAACCACACAAAUUAUUACCACACAAAUUAAUAUAGAAUGUACUGAUUGUGAUUUUGAAAUUCAUAAUUUGAUGAUUAUUGUAUAUAUAUAAUUAUUAUGUUAAUUGUAGAUAAUUUGUUCUGAUACUUCAGUAUUGUACCUUGUUGAUAAUUUAUUGUACAUGUAUUAUUAUAGUAACUUACCUGUUACAGUUUAAACAGCUUUUUCUAUGUUUUGAAUGUGUUACCAUUGUGUGGCAGUGAGAUAUGGAAUGAUGUUAGUUUGAUAUAUAAAAUAGGGGAAUGGCCUAAGGUGUGAAAAUGCGUAUGCAAGAAGCUACAAUGAAUCUGAUAAGGCGUCAAAACGUGUAUAUUUUAGUUAAAUGGUUGAUAUGUAAUCUUCAUUUGUUUUACAUAUUUACUUUUCCAAGUCAUGUAGGAUCAUACUACAUGUAUAAGUUAAGAGUGAUAUCGUGGGGUAUGUGGCAAAACAGUUGUAACUGGUAUGACAUAAAAAAGAGGUUACAUCCGUUUCACAACAUUCCAUAUACAUUUAUUUACUAUUAUUAAAUAAUAGAAAAAAAUGACAUCAGGUUUUAUACUGUCUCUAGCAUUUUUAAAAAGUGUGUGGUAAAAUGUGGGCUUUUAAGUUAUACAUAAUAGGGAAUUUUAAGAGGUUUGAAGCAUAUCAUAUAAUGACAGACACAGCAUGUCCACAUAAUGUUGUUUUGGGAAAGAAAGAAAGGUUUUAUAAUUUAUCAUAACAUCUGGUUUGAGGUCUUGCGUGCAUAACAUGUAGAAACUCUAUCGAUGUGAUACCGGACUUAAUUAGAGACAAUUGCUGGUAAUUUUAUGCCUAAAAUUAUGAAAAAUCUACUUAAAUCUGUUCUACAUUAUCUUGAAAACAGCUAUCAGUAGUAAGCACAGGGAUUAGCAUAUCAUACGACAUUGAAUUAUGGCACUGUUAAAUUGUUCACUGUUUCGUAUUAUGUUGGUUGCUUGAGUAUUUUGUUUGACUGUUAAAAGUCAUUACAUUUGUAGCAUUGUAAUUUAAUUUAUUAAAGUAUUUAGAUAUAUCA